AUGUCUCCUUUUUUAAAAUCUGUUGAAGAUAUCAGACGUAACUUAAGAAGUCAAAGAUGGGCUGAUAUUGUAGAUGAUGAGAAUUGUUUCAAUAAUGACAGCAAUGCAAAUUUUACUCAUUAUAAGAGAGAUUUAAACCAAUAUGAGUUACCUGAAUACCUUAAAGAUGAGGAAUCUUUAACUGAAACUGAGGUUUAUGAUUUUUUGCCACCAGUGAGAUCUACAGGUGGCUUUAAGAAGAAGCUGAAGGAUGCUGAUGAGGAGAAUUUAGAUGAGAUUUUGCAGGAGCUUAGUAUUGACCAUUACAUAUCAAUAUCUGAGGCUGUAGACACUAAUGAGAAGUCUAGAAAUAGAGUUUUAAAAGAGAAUACUAACCAAAGAACUGCUAGUUCAAGUUCAGGCUAUACUGGCAGAGCUUUGCAUGAAAUUCAAAAUAGAAAUAAGAAACAAAAGAGAAAAAAGAAUGCUUCGAGACCUCAUUUCUAA
This is a messenger RNA of Cryptosporidium muris RN66, 486 nucleotides long. RefSeq lists its product as uncharacterized. The transcript has a single exon. Bases 1 to 486 code for a protein of 161 amino acids. NCBI's taxonomy places the organism in Eukaryota, Apicomplexa, Conoidasida, Eucoccidiorida, Cryptosporidiidae. The record is from RefSeq and is a predicted model, not a curated record.